AAAGGGGUCCCAGAUUGGCUUCUCCUUCACUGGGCGUAUCUUUGUCCCAUCAUGGGGAACGCCGACAACAACGAGGACAACAGCCAGCCGGACAGUCCAGGUGGAAGUGGUGGCAGUCGACUUCCCCUGCAGCUGGGACGUUUGCCCUCAGAUCGAUUGGAACGGGUGCACCAGGCCAUGGAGGAACUUAAGGAGGCGGGGUUGACAGACAUCAAAGACUUGGCGAUCUUGGCUCAGAGCGUGAAGAAGGGCCAAGCGGCUGGGAACGCCAAGGAUCCCACGGAGCAACACACCUCGGAGUACAUGGGUAUGACACAAUGGGCCUGGACUCCAAAGAGGUGGUUCCAGAGUAUCGAGGCGACCGGGGAGCCGAAAGGCACCAAGAGCGAAGACCUGCCAAGAGAGGUCGAAGGAGACCAGCUUCCAGCUGUUCCUGACAGCGUGGUCGCCCUCUGCAACAAACGUUCCGCGAGUAGCCAGUUCUUCAAGGAUUGGUACCAGCUGAUGCAGGUGGCAGAGGCAGAGAUCCGCUCCAUGGCCAACAUGGAGAAGGAGGUAAAGACUCGAGGUGAUGGCCCCGGCGUCUGGUUUGAACCAACCCCUUCGGUCAAAGGAUCGGGAGUGCUUGCACGGUACCAGACACCCCUCACAUACAUUGGUGGCUCCGCUCCCGCCUUCGCCGGGAGGAGAGGUCCGUCAGCAGCGGGGCACUCUGGGCGGGUGCGUCCCAAUGAUGCCGCCACCUUGCUGUCCAUCCACCUGGACGAGGGUUUAGGAAUCGACUGCUGGCAGCAUGUGAUGAAAGAGCACGGGGUAGACACCACAGGACGAGCACAGGACUUCUACGGCUGUAGCCAGGUGCUCUUCUCCCAAAGCCGAACGGGUCGCUAUGUGCCACGAAGUAUCUUUGCAGGUUCGCAGAAGUCUAUGGAUACCGUGAGCCAAGCUGGAAUGUUUGAUCCCCUGUCCAUCGUCGUGGCACCUGAAGGGUGCAGUCUGGAGACCGCCUGCGAUGAGGGGCUGAAGAUUCCAGAGCUUUUGGAGGCCGUGCGCUUGCAGCUGGAGCGCAGCGAUUACGUGGAGGGGGUCUUGGUCUCCUCGACCAUCGGCCAGGACUUUGGCACCAGUGCCCUGCAGAAGGCGAUCUUGAAUCAUGUGACGAUGGAGAUGCCGAAGCUCAUCAAGGUUUGCUGCUCCUGCAUUCCAGAUUGCCAGGUCUACCUCGACAACUUUGCGAGCGGGCUGGUCACCAAUGCCUAUGCGGAGGCUGCUGAUUCGCCGGAGCAGCCACACCGCUGGCACGAGGCGGAGCUACGGCCAUCGCCGAGACUCUCUCGGCGGAGGGACUACAGUUCGCAUGGACAUCUUUUCCUCGCGCCCUACUCCCAGGAACCAGCUGGCAUGAUCGAGAAGGAUACUACGACCUGCAGCUCAGAGGCGGAUCCCUCCAGGGCUGCGGCCAAUGCGGCGAUCUCCACACGAGAUCAGCAGGACUUGGCGGAUUUGGUCGUCUUGUACGACAGGACCGCGGUGCAGAAGAGGGCCAAAGCCCAGGAGAACGGCUUGGGCUUGUCUUCACCGAGCGAUGCAGACUGCAGAGGUGUCGUCGCACGGCUCUUCAGUGGCUUAACAGGGCCCAUGCGCUUCGCGCGGCUGAAUGAUGACGCCACGCCCUGCUCGUUGUGGACCUAUGCACAGAGCUUGGUUCCUUAUCCCAUGAUCAAGUACACCAUGGCUUCGCUCGGUGGAUUAGGCUCACCUCCCUCAGGUGUGGAUCCGGGCUUGGCCGCCGCCCGCGCGGCCUUGUUGAACGGUUCUCUUUGCACGGCCAACUUCGAUCGAUCCAUUGGCAAGACCAUCUCCUCCACGAUGAUUUGCCGUGGCGUUCAACAGUGCAUGGCUUUGUCGCCGGUGAUCACCAAACGCAUGGACCAUGCGGAUGAGUGGGUGGACUAUUGCCCCGGCAGCGUGACGAUCACCAGCUUCCAGGAUCCCAAGUGCACAUCUCCCACAGUGACGAUGUUGGAGAAUACAUCGAGAGUCCAGUUGCUGGUGGAUCAUCAAGUCAAAGGCUUGGAUUUGGAGAGCCAGCAGUGUCAAGCCUCUGCAGAGAUCGUGGAGAGCCUCCAAAGCUUCUCCAAGGACUUGGAGGAGAUUGCGGCUCCAACGUGCAACGAGGAAGGUGAUGAGGAUGAGUAUGAGGAGGAGUAGGCUUCUGGUAGGGUGAGGUAGGCAGCUAGGCUGUGGAAGUUCGCGUGCUUUGAUGCUGAUUUGAUCCGUCAGAGGGUGCGAAAGAUAAGAGUUCAUGCCUGCCAAACAGAUGCCUUUAGAAAGCUACGUGCUUUUGCUAGAGCAUGAGAGGAAAGGCCAUUGACGUAACACUUGUAGAAGUGAGGUUGCAAAGACAAGAGGUCAACCAAUG
Molecule: messenger RNA, 2422 nt
Organism: Durusdinium trenchii
Lineage: Eukaryota; Dinophyceae; Suessiales; Symbiodiniaceae
Source: the annotation of a GenBank genome assembly